AUAAUCAUAUAAUCAUUAAACGAGUCAGUUACCCAGUUUUAGAGAGUGUAGGCGUUUCGUUACUUGAUAAAAGUUGUCAAUUCAAAUCGUUAAUGGCCUGAUUAUUUUGGGUAGUCGGGGUUUUGUGAGCGUGCAGUGCUAUAUAGUUGAAAGAUGACGACAAAUUCAGGAUUUGUAACAAGGAAAGAGCUCGCGCUCCGCCAUCUUUUCGACAAAAGUAAUUGGAAUGUUUACGACAAGAAAGUUGUGAAUUUGAGUGUUGGGGCGCCAGGUCCAGAUUUGUUACACAAAUGCUGCGAAUUAUUUGAAGAAGCAACAAGUCACAGAAUGGAUAUUGAGUUAAAAACAAAUUCAUUCUUAUUCCAAUAUGGCCCUGCGCCAGGAAGCUAUGAAGUUCGAAUGGAGUUGGCUUCAUUUUUGAGUAAUGCGUAUAGUGACAAGGUCCAUAGUGAGGACAUAGUUGUGACAUGUGGUGCUUCCCAUGGGAUGCAUAUUAUCCUGUCAACGCUAAUCGACAUGGCGGGAUUUGUGUUUGUUGAUGAGGUCACUUACAUGAUUGCCUUAGAUGUAUUCCGACAAUUUUCCAAUAUGAAAAUAAUUCCUGUAUCACUUACCAAAAAUGGGGUAAAUAUCUUUGAACUACGUAAACUGUUAUCCCAACAUCAAUUUAAAUCGAAUACUAAAUUGUUCUGGGGAAUGUAUUAUGCCAUUCCUACAUACCAUAAUCCGACUGGUAUCCUUUUUUCUGACGAAAUCUGUAAGGAGCUGAUUACCUUAGCAAAAGAAUUUGAUAUACUCGUAGCUUGCGACGACGUUUACAAUUUACUAUAUUAUAAAAAUAGUCCGCCAAAACGACUUUACGCCUUUGAUAGUUUCACUGCCGAAGAUUACAGAGGAAACGUUAUUUCAAAUGGAACAUUUUCGAAGAUUAUCGCCCCCGGCAUUCGUCUAGGGUGGAUGGAGUGUCCCCCAAGAUGUGUUGAAAUUCUUAAAGCUAGUGGAAUUUUGCAAAGUGGUGGUUGCACAAAUAAUUAUGUAGCUGGAGUUGUAGCUAGCAGUCUUCAGUUAGGACUUGCUCAAGAACAUAUUACGUAUAUGUCAACGAAAUAUAAAGAACGAAUGCUGUCAGUAUGUGCAGUAUUGCACAGUAAAUUACCAUUAAAUUGUACAUUUAUGGAACCGGCUGGAGGCUAUUUCAUUUGGAUUGAAUUACCAAAGCAUCUUGAUGCUGUCGAAUUCAAUGAGUUCUGUGUCGAAAAAUAUAAAGUCUACGUUAUUCCUGGCGAAAGAUUUUCUGUACACGGAAGAUUUAGGAACUGUUUUCGUAUUUCUAUUGCUUUUCAUACUAAAGAGGUUUUAGUCGAUGCUAUUGAGAAACUGUGUAAAGCUCUGGAGGAAUUUUGUUGUAUAAGUAAAUAGAAUACUUUCUUGAAGGUGUA
Molecule: messenger RNA, 1439 nt
Organism: Hermetia illucens (black soldier fly)
Lineage: Eukaryota; Metazoa; Arthropoda; Insecta; Diptera; Stratiomyidae
Exons: 6
Coding region: 154-1419 (421 amino acids)
Biological process (GO): biosynthetic process
Molecular function (GO): L-2-aminoadipate:2-oxoglutarate transaminase activity; pyridoxal phosphate binding
Source: RefSeq, a predicted model, not a curated record